Messenger RNA from Serinus canaria (Common canary), 1101 nucleotides. RefSeq names its product NK2 homeobox 1 (gene NKX2-1). Gene Ontology annotation, cellular component: nucleus. NCBI's taxonomy places the organism in Eukaryota, Metazoa, Chordata, Aves, Passeriformes, Fringillidae. The transcript has 3 exons. The record is from RefSeq and is a predicted model, not a curated record. The coding region runs from base 1 to 1101 and encodes 366 amino acids. Gene Ontology annotation, molecular function: RNA polymerase II cis-regulatory region sequence-specific DNA binding; DNA-binding transcription factor activity, RNA polymerase II-specific. Gene Ontology annotation, biological process: cell differentiation; regulation of transcription by RNA polymerase II.
AUGCUCCACGCCCUGGGCAGCUGGAGGAGCAACUGUGCGUGCUCUGCGGAGGGCCGCCGAAUCAUGUCGAUGAGCCCAAAGCAUACGACUCCUUUCUCAGUGUCUGACAUCUUGAGUCCUUUGGAGGAAAGCUACAAGAAAGUGGGCAUGGAGGCCAGUAACUUGGGGGCUCCCCUGUCAGCCUACAGACAGUCUCAGGUUUCUCAGCCGGCCAUGCAGCAGCACCCCAUGGGCCACAACGGAACAGUGACUGCCGCCUACCAUAUGACAGCGGCAGGGGUCCCCCAGCUCUCCCAUGCUACGAUGGGGGGCUAUUGCAAUGGGAACCUGGGCAACAUGAGCGAGCUGCCGCCUUACCAGGACACCAUGAGGAACAGCGCUUCGGCGACAGGAUGGUACGGCACCAACCCGGAUCCCCGCUUUUCCUCAAUCUCCCGCUUCAUGGCGCCGUCCUCGGGCAUGAACAUGGGAGGCAUGGGCAGCCUCGGCUCCCUGGGAGACGUGAGCAAGAGCAUGGCCCCGCUCCAGAGCACGCCGCGGAGGAAACGGAGGGUCCUUUUUUCGCAGGCCCAGGUUUACGAGCUGGAGAGACGUUUCAAGCAACAAAAAUACCUCUCCGCCCCGGAGAGGGAACAUUUAGCCAGCAUGAUACAUCUCACCCCGACUCAGGUCAAAAUCUGGUUCCAGAAUCACCGCUACAAGAUGAAACGCCAGGCCAAAGACAAGGCUGCGCAGCAGCAGAUGCAACAGGAGAACGGCUCCUGCCAGCAGCAGCAGUCUCCCAGAAGGGUGGCCGUGCCAGUGCUUGUGAAGGAUGGCAAGCCCUGCCAAGCAGGCUCCAACACACCCACAGCAGCUAUCCAGAGCCAUCAGCAGCAGGCAGCUACAACGAUCACAGUGGCUACCAAUGGCAACAGCCUCGGACAGCAUCAGAGCCACCAGACAAACAGUGCGGGGCAGUCUCCAGACAUGGGACAGCACUCGGCCAGCCCUUCCUCUCUGCAGAGCCAAGUCUCCAGUUUGUCUCACCUAAACUCUUCUACUUCUGACUAUGGCACUGCCAUGUCUUGCUCCACCUUGCUAUACGGUAGGACCUGGUAA